Molecule: messenger RNA, 2500 nt
Organism: Marchantia polymorpha subsp. ruderalis
Lineage: Eukaryota; Viridiplantae; Streptophyta; Marchantiopsida; Marchantiales; Marchantiaceae
Source: the annotation of a GenBank genome assembly
GGUUUACAGCUCUGACCGUCAUCGGUCGCGUGAAAAAGCCAGGUCUUCUCCCUCGCCCAGGCUGAGAAGAUGCGGGCUACGAGAGAGGUCGAGAGAGUGCGAGCGGGAAGGAAAUGAGUGGAGACCUCAGAAAUGCAGAUUCGGUCAACGCUGUCGUGUAAGCUCACUUGUCACUCCAGUCGACUGAUUUGGCGAGCAUGGAACUGAUCGGGGCCCGAUUGUCUGUAGCUUUGAAAGAGAAUAUUUGGUUCUUCACACGACAACGAUAGCUUCGGGGGCUUGGCGAUAAGGAUCAGGAGGCCAGGCUUUAAUAAUGCAAAAGGGAGGGCAUCGCGGCCCAUGUGCCCAUCUGGAACGCGGGGGUCAAAACUCAGAGACACGCCAAAGCUCGAGAAGCCCGUCACUGUUAGCAGCAACACUCCAGAAGCACACGCUUGCGCUCGGGCUCGGGCUCGGGCUGGCCCGACCUGCAGCUACUUGUAAUGGGCUGCCAUUUCUGCGCGAUGGAAAAGUGGGUCAGAUUUACUCGCUGCUGCUUGCGCGACGAAUAUGUCAGCCGCAAGCCCCCUCCUCCUCUCUCGAAGGCCUUGGGUUGGGAGCCCCAUCAGCCGAUCGGAGCGACAGUCCACCUCCACCUCCUCCUCCUCCUCGUCGCAACCCGUGCGUGCUUCAGUCAGCUUCAAAGAAUCGCCCCAAUCCCAAUCCCAAUCCCAAUCGCAGGCCCCGUUCCGCCCUCGAGCACCGAAUUCAAGGCCUUGCGAGCCAUCCGUGCCGGACCCCGAGUCUGCAUCGAUCUGGGACAAUGAAGAGUACCGGCGAGUCACCAUGGCGAAGCUCGUCAAGGGCGUGUACGAGCUGGAGCACAGGCGAAUGGUGCAGACCUCGGCGGAUGCGGAGCCCCCGGCUCGCCGGUGGUGGGAGUCUGUCAACUUCGAGCUCGUCGGAUUGCAGGAAGAGGAAGAGCAGAGGAAGAAGAAUUCGCACGACGAGGAGAAGAGCAUCAAUCUGGCCGUGUACCGAUGGAACUCGGCGUCGCCCGCACCUCCUCCGCCGCAGAAGGUCGUGAUCGCCGUGCGAGGAACUCUGCCGCGAAUGGACGACGGCUGGCACAACAUGCACAUCCCUCUGCAGCGCCUGCACGAGACGCCCCGCUACAAGGAGAUCAUGGCGGCGGUGAAGAGCGCCGUCGCCACGCACGGGAGCCAUGAAGUUUGCAUCGUGGGCCACUCGCUGGGCGCUGCGCUCGGAUUGCUCGUGGCCCGCAGCCUCGCCGUGGACGAAAGCGUCCGAAUCGAGUCGCACCUUUUCAAUCCCGUCUAUCCCUACACUUGGGUCCCCGGCCCGCACGAGCUCAUCGGCGAUGAAGCUUUGUGGAGCACGAUUAGGGCUAUGCGCUAUGCGGCGACCGUCGGCCUCACGCAUCUGCUGGUGGACGCCGAGACCCGAUCAUCCGUCGAAGCAGAGUUCCUCCGCCUGCAGGAUUGGACUCCUCAUAUCUAUGUCAACAAGGGCGAUCCGAUCUGUCGAGGGUACUGGGAGUACUUCCAUAGCCACGAGCGCCUCGCGCGACAGGGCUCGCUGGGAGCUCGAGUCUCGUCCAUGGCCGCGCCCUACUCGACCAGAGGUCUAGCGUUCCGUGGAUCCAAGCCCGUGCAUCUCGUGCCUUCCGUGGUGCUUCACCUCUGCGCGGGCGCUCCGAUGGAUGUUUGGACGGAUCUCGGAGAUUAUCGCUACUUUCACCACAAUCUGAAAAAUUGGUGGACCAAGGAUUUGCAGGUUCAAACUCGGCACGUUCGGAUCGCGAGCUGGUGAACAACAUCCUCCGUGUCUUCUACCGUAAAUGCGACGUGUUUCAUUGUAUCAUUGUAUCAUUCUUGGACGAGAAUUGUGAUCGUCUGUCUGAAUUGGAUGUACGAGGCUCGAGGGGCUAGCAAUUUGUGAAUAGAUAAAGAGUUCUCUUGGGCCUCGUUUCCUUUGGCCACAUCCCUGUUCUUCUUUUACUCGAGCUCUUUUCCUCACCCUCUGUCUCUACACAGAAUAUUGACCUCGGAUCAUGCCCAACCACUUUGCGCAAUUUCGAUUUGUCUCGAAAGCUGCAUGCAGCGUUCGUCGUCACUCCAUGCCCCGAUUGGUUUGAUUUUUGUCGAGCGAAAUUGUCGACUUCUCGAAUCCGGGAAUUCAAACCAAAUCGUGCACCUGCAAAGUGUGCAGAGUCGAACCUUCGCACUGAGCCAGGAGGAAUUUUGUUGUGCUCUUCUUGCUCUUGAGGCCACGAGAGAGUCCUUGCAUGACAGACUGACAGAGGGUCACCGCACGACACCUGCCGAAGGAAAAGCUUUGUUGGGCCAGUCAUUCAUUGACCGCAAAUUCAGCGAAUUAAUUCAGUCCGCGGAUUAAUCACAACUUCUACAUUCCAUCCGACUGUCCUUCUCAGUAUCAGGACGUUCGCUGGUUGCACUUACAAGAUUCUCUAAACGCCCAACCGGGUGUCUGAAAACUG